AUGGCGGCAAUGGGGACCAGCGGCCCCGGCGCCUGGAGUCCCGGGUCCGCGGCGGCGGCGGCGGCGGCCAGCAAACACACCGUCACCAGCUUCCAGAGAAGGGGUCCUAGAGCCAGCGGCGCCGAGAGCGGCGGCUCCCGACUGGUGUCCAUCGCAGGCACACGACCGUCGGUGCGGAACGGGCAGCUGCUGGUAUCAACCGGGCUCCCAGCCCUGGACCAGCUCUUAGGUGGAGGUUUGGCUGUUGGAACAGUUCUUCUUAUUGAAGAGGAUAAAUAUAAUACUUACUCUCCUUUGCUCUUCAAGUAUUUCCUGGCAGAAGGAAUCGUCACUGGGCAUACUUUGUUGGUCGCAUCUGCAAAAGAAGACCCUGCUGACAUAUUACAGGGACUUCCUGCACCGUUACUUGAUGAUAAUUAUAAAAAAGAACUUGGUGAAGAUGUACAUAAUGAUGAAACACCAGAAUUUAACAGUAAGAUGAAAAUAGCUUGGCGUUAUCAGCUGUUACCUAAGAUGGAGGCUGAACCAGUAUCAUCUUCAAAAUUUGGUCACUAUUAUGAUGUAUCAAAAAAAAUACCACGAGAACUAAUAGAGGCUUCAAAAUGGCAUGGAUUUUUUCUUCCAGAAAAAAUACCUUCAACUCUUAAUGAAGAAUCCUGUUCUUUGACCCCUGGCUACUUAAAGCUGCUUCAGUUUAUUCAGAAAACCAUUUACGAGGAAGGAUUUGAUGGAUCCAAUCCCCAGAAAAAACAGAAAAACAUUUUACGAAUAGGAAUCCAGAGUCUUGGUUCACCUUUGUGGGGAGAUGACGUCUGCUGUUCAGAAAACUGUGACAACAGUCAUAGCCUUACAAAAUUCCUCUACGUUCUCCGUGGCCUUCUGCGCACCUCUCUCUCAGCCUGCAUCAUCACCGUGCCAACACAUUUCAUCCAGAAUAAAGCAAUUAUUGCUCGUAUUACAAACUUGUCAGAUACAGUCAUCCAUCUGGAGUCCUUUAUUGGUUCUAACAGAGAAACCAACCCAUUAUAUAAGGAUUAUCAUGGUUUGAUUCACAUACGUCAGAUUCCUCAGCUUAAUAACUUGAUGUCUGAUGUGUCAGAUGUCAAAGACUUAGCUUUUAAAUUGAAAAGAAAGCUAUUCGUCAUUGAGCGACUGCAUUUGCCUCCAGACUUGUCAGACACAGUGAGCCGCUCGAGCAAACCGGAUCUGGCAGACUCCACCAAGCUGCUGGGCCCAGGCUGCGGCAUGAUGGCCGGAGGCAAGAAGCACCUGGACUUCUAG
Pipistrellus nathusii (Nathusius's pipistrelle) is the source of this 1281-nucleotide messenger RNA. The record is from the annotation of a GenBank genome assembly. Lineage: Eukaryota; Metazoa; Chordata; Mammalia; Chiroptera; Vespertilionidae.